AUGCUAUAUGUAGUAACAAGCAACAAAUUUAAAGAAUAUUGCAAGCAAGAAGAGGAGACUAAGAAACAUAAUGCCCAGGAAGUGGGAAAUCGAAAACUACAAAGAACUUUAAACGAACUUAAGAAAGAGAAAUUAAAAAAGAAUAAUAAAACAAAUAAAAAGGAAACAGUAUCAAAGAAAGAAAACAAUAAUAUUUUUAGUAGAAGAAAGCAGACCAAAACUAUUAGUAAAACUAAGAAUCAUAAGGCAGUGAUUGGUAAAAGUGAUAGAAAAUAUUUUGACGGUGAUGAAUUACCUCUAGCAUACCCGCAAGAUAAAUAUAACGGUGUUGAUUAUGUCAUUGUAUGUUAUGAAAAAAAGCAGUCUCCAGGCGUAAUUAAAAAGUAUGACAACCGAAGUGAGUUCGAGGUGAGUGUUAUGGAGAGGCGACUCGACAGACUAUGGAAAUGGCCGAUAAUACCUGAUCAGAUUUGGUACCCUGAAAAAGAUAUCGUGAAGAACAUAGAACAACCUAUACCAGUCAAUUUUUGA
Messenger RNA from Psylliodes chrysocephalus, 531 nucleotides. Lineage: Eukaryota; Metazoa; Arthropoda; Insecta; Coleoptera; Chrysomelidae. The record is from the annotation of a GenBank genome assembly.